Molecule: messenger RNA, 774 nt
Organism: Purpureocillium lilacinum
Lineage: Eukaryota; Fungi; Ascomycota; Sordariomycetes; Hypocreales; Ophiocordycipitaceae
Source: RefSeq, a predicted model, not a curated record
AUGUCCUCGUCCGGGACCGCUCACCAUCACCACGGCGCGGGCGGCAGCUCCUCCUCCGCGGCGACAGCAGCAGCAGGAGCAGCAGCAGGAGCAGCAGCAGGGGCAUCCUCAUCCACGCCGCACCACCACCACCACCAUCCGUCCCCCUACGCCGCCGCCGCCACAGCAGCCAGCACGCCCGGCCCCGCGCCCAUCGCGCGCUCCGACUCGGAGGGCGGCUACGGCGACAACAACGACGGUGACGACGACGACGACGACGACGACGACGACGGCGGCGGAGUGACGCCCGAGAUGCGCGACCGCCAGGCCCGCGGCAAGGAUCCCUACAAGGGGAAUGGGCACAGCGACUUUGACGACGAGGAGGACGACGGGGAUGGGGAUGGAGGGGAUGAUGGGGAUGAUGAUGAGGAGGAGGAGGAUGAUGAGUUGGAGGUGGGAAGCGAUGGCGUGACGCGCAGGCGGAUGAGGCUCGGAAGGGGCAUCAAGGCAGAGCCGUUCGAGGACCGCGAGCGCAGAGGCUUCGCCCUCGCCGUGCUCGACAGCCCGGAGCAGCUCAUGAUGUACGCCCAGGGCGCCGGCGACAGCAUCCCCAGCCAGCGCCGCCGCUUCAGCGCCAUGCUCGCCGGCUUCGAGCCGCUCCCCGCGUCGGCCGAUAACAGCCUGUCGAGCGCGGGGCGGUUCCGCCAUAGGAAGAAGAAGACGCCGCAGCAGCAGGGACAAGGGCAGCAGGCGAGGAGGGACGCGCGCGGUGGUGGUAGGAGGACGGCUGGAUAG